AGAUGUCGUUGCAUUAAGCAUCAAACGAUGCAUUAAAAUAAUUUCCUUCUUUUUUUUUUAAACAGAGAGCUAUUAAGAAUAAAUUUAAUUAUUUAAGGAGUAUAAUUUAUAAUAUAGUUCUAAAUAGGUGAAGCAUUUGGUGUCAAGUAAUAUUUUUUCCACAUUUUUCUUAAGUUUAAAGUGUAUAAUAUACGUCUAUAUGAAAUGAACACAAUAAUUUUAUCAUUACUUUUGAUAACUACUGUUUCUUUCAUUGUAGCUCUAUCAACAACUCAUGCUGGCGUUGGGGGACGAUUUGGAUCUAAUACAGCUCAAAAAACAUAUAUUCGAGAAUCUUCAAACUUUAGAAGUCCUUACGCACUUACAGGUUUAGGAAAUGAAUAUGAGCGUUUUAAUUCAGUUACAAAGUAUAAAGAAAAUUCUGUUAAAACAAAAUCUGCAAGAAACAUAUCAACGCUUCAAAUUAUAUUUGUAUUAACACUCAUAAUGAGCCUUGGAUUUGCCGGAUACUACUUUAUUCAGUUUUACCCUUUCAUUUGCUCAAAAGAAUCGAAAUAUGAUGUUAUGAGUCGCUCGUCCGUUACGCCCACACAUUCCAGAGAAUUUGAAUAUGAAUCGGCUUCUUCAGUAACCAAAUCUACCAAUGCGUCUUAUAGUAAUGAGCAUGAUGUAUGA
Clunio marinus is the source of this 675-nucleotide messenger RNA. NCBI's taxonomy places the organism in Eukaryota, Metazoa, Arthropoda, Insecta, Diptera, Chironomidae. The record is from the annotation of a GenBank genome assembly.